UUGUAGAGAAUUGAGUUUAGACAUUUUUGGCUGAAUGCACUUUCCGUUGUGUGUCUCCGUUUCUUAGCAACUGAAAACGACGCGUGAGAGGAACGUGAGCUUGUUUCCACAUUCACCAAUAGCCACUUGUUUAAAACAGGAAAGCAACUUGGAAUUUACGAUUCUGACUCAUCCAUCAGAUGACAUGGGGAUUUCACUGAGCAGAGGUGCCAAGUGGACUACAGCAGGUUCUGGUACUGCCAAGCUAGAGCUUACGCCAAUGAAUGAGUCCUUGAUGAAUGAAAUCCUACGCUUUGUGGAGCAGUUCAGCUCUCAACACCCAGAGGAGGCAGAGCAUGUGUUUGAUGAGCCACUACAGUGGACCACUGCUUUAGUGGCCUCUGAUUUUGAAUCAGAAUCAGACUAUGACAUCAGUGACUCAGAUAUACAGUCACAGGAGAAGGACAGAGAAGGUCAUCCACUGUUACAGCUCUCCCCUCCUGUUGUUAACGUGCGAAGCUUCAGACAGCUCUCUAAACUAGUUAAUCUGGCAGAAGCUAAGAGGCUGGGAGAAGUUCAGGCAUGUCUAGAAGGAAAUCGAGAUCCUUUAGUUAAGAUUCUUGGUCAGGACUUUGCCGACCUCCUUAAGAGAGACGACGCUGACACUGAUGUGAGUCACAUGCAAGAUCAAGGGAAAGACCAAGACCAAAUAAAAUCCUCAGAAGUCAAGGUCAAGCUGUUUCAGUUGCUCCAAAUCAUGGAUCAGAGGCUCAUCAACAAGCUUCUGGAAGGCAUCUCAGAAAAAGUCAAGCUCGACCCGACUGCAGUCAAAAAUGAAGUGGAGUUGUUGAAAAAGCUCUGCAGUGAAGGGGAAGAGAGGUUCUUGAAGUCCAUUCGAUACACAUCAGAUUUUGAGUUUCCAAAUGGCUGCCGUGCCCCUCUGUGGAGACAGGCGCAUGGUGACAUGUGUUACCUUGUAAUCGAGCCUUAUGAGACAGAAAAUCUCUACAUUACCUGCAGCAGUGAUGGAGAUUUUCUCAAUGGGGGAAUACAACAGAUGGAGGACGACAGCAGCUAUGAGCGAAAAAGUGAGGUAUUUGUGGACCUGGUAGCACUUCUGAAGAGCAGAUUUCCUAAUUUUUCUAUGAACAUAAACAAACAGGAUUCUGCAGUUCAGGAAUGUCCUUCAACAGAAAGGAGCCAGCACGGUGAUGCAGUGGAACAAGGCCGACCCCAUAGGUCCUAUGAGCAACAGGAAGGUUUUGUAGAUAUGAAGGCAAGACAACAGCACACACCUGUCGGGGCAGAUGAUGGGAAGAAAUACAAACCAUGUCUGAGAUGGAAGACUCUUGGUCUUGCGUGUGCAUGUGGUGAUGUGGAAAUAAAAAAAUGCUUGAGGAACUCGGGAGAGACGAUUGGUGAAAAACAAAAUAAACAGCUGGGACUUGGAGCCAAGACUAACGCAGUGUUUUCUUUACAUGGACCAGUGUCAUCCCAGAAAAUGAAGACCACUGCGGGAGCCCUGCCAGUGGAUCAUUUUAGUGAAAGUUCAUCUGAAAGUGAGGAUGAGGAGGAGCAGGCAGAGCGCCACCCGGAGAGUAGCACAGACCUGCCUGCUGAAUACUGGCAGAUCCAAAAACUGGUCAAGUACCUUAAGGGAGGAGACCAGACAGCCACUGUACUCACUUUGUGUGCAAUGAUGGACUUUAAUUUGAUGCAAGAAACAUGCCAACUGGCUAUUCGGGAUCUAGGUGGCCUUGAAGUCCUCAUCAACUUGCUGAAUACAGAUGAAGUCAAAUGCAAAAUUGGAUCUCUAAAAAUCCUGAGGAAAAUAAGUCACAAUGUGCAAAUUCGUCGGACCAUUGUAGACAUGGGAGGCCUGCAGAGCAUUAUAAAAAUUCUGGACUCACCAGUCAUGGACCUCAAAGCCCUGGCUGCUGAGACCAUUGCCAACGUGGCUAGGUUCCACAGAGGAAGGAGAACUGUCAGGCAGUAUGCUGGUAUCAAGAAACUAGUCAAACUACUAGACUGUGUUCCUAAUUUUGCCAACCUGAAUACAAAUGAGGAGAAGGAUGUGGAUGUGGCCCGCUGUGGAGCUCUAGCGCUGUGGAGCUGCAGCAAGAGCAUUAAAAACAAGGAGGCCAUUCGUAACGCUGGGGCCAUCCCACUACUGGGACACCUCCUCAAGUCUCCACAUGAGAACAUGCUUAUCCCUGUGGUUGGCACCCUGCAGGAGUGUGCCUCAGAGGAAAGUUACAGAAUUGCCAUUCAAAAAGAGGGCAUGAUCAAAGAUUUGGUCAAAAACCUGACCAGUAACAAUGAUGAGCUACAAAUGCACUGCGCCAGUGCAAUCUUCAAGUGUGCCGAGGACAAGCAAACCCGUGACCUGGUGCGUAAAUACAAAGGUUUGCAGUCUUUGGUUUUACUUCUGGGGAAGGCGGAGAACAAGCAGCUCCUGGCUGCUGCCACUGGGGCAAUCUGGAAGUGUUCCAUCAGCAAGGAGAAUGUGGCUAAGUUUCAGGAGUAUAAAGCCCUGGAGACUUUAAUAGGUCUGCUGACUGAUCAACCAGAAGAUGUGCUGGUCAACGUAGUGGGCGCCCUGGGGGAGUUUGCACAGAUACCUGCUAACAAAACAACUGUCCGCAAGUGUGGAGGCAUCAAGCCACUAGUUCACCUGCUCACCCGGACAAACCAGGCGCUGCUCGUGAAUGUAACAAAGGCAGUAGGUGCCUGUGCCACAGAUAAGGACAACAUGGUAAUCAUUGACCAGCUUGAUGGAGUUCGUCUAUUAUGGUCCUUGUUGAAAAAUCCCAGUGCUGAUGUUCAGUCCAGUGCUGCGUGGGCUCUUUGUCCAUGCAUUGAGAAUGCCAAGGAUGCUGGGGAAAUGGUGCGCUCCCUCGUCGGUGGAUUGGAACUGAUUGUUAAUUUGCUGAAGUCAACAAACAAUGAGGUUCUGGCAAGUAUAUGUGCUGCCAUUGCCAAAAUAGCCAAGGACAAGGAAAAUCUGGCAGUCCUCACUGAUCACGGAGUUGUUCCACUACUGUCCAAGCUAACAAACACAAGAGAUGUCAAACUCCGUCACCACCUGGCUGACGCCAUUGGCCACUGCUGCAUGUGGGGCUCUAACAGGGUGUCCUUUGGCGUGGCCGGGGCUGUGGCACCUUUGGUCUGCUACCUGAAAUCGCAAGACAGCGCUGUCCACCAAAGCACAGCGAUGGCCCUGUACCAGCUGUCCAAGGACCCCAACAAUUGUAUCACAAUGCACGAGAAAAGAGUGGUCAAGCCCCUCAUCCACAUCAUGGGCUCUAAUGAAGAGACGAUCCAGGAAGCUGCCGCUGCCUGUGUCCGCAACAUUCGACUGCUAUCGUUGGCUAAUAGGAAGGCACAGUUAUUUCAAUGACAGUCAAUGAUGAAUGAAGAAAUAGACUUCUGAGAAGGACAUUUCUUCCCUGAGUUACACCACUGAGUACAGCUAAAGGUGUAGUUAACUACAAACCAUUGAUCCCUGUCAGUUGUAAAGUAUCAAAACAAUCAGUUGAAAUAUGGUUUGCCUGGAGACAGCACAGCAUUUACAGUAGGAAAUACCAGAGCACACUGUGAAUAAACUGUUUGCCGCCAAAGCAUUUUAGCCCCUGUAGAAAGAGGAUCACCACAGGUUUGUGAAAUGCUCUGUUCAACAGCAGGAUUUCAUUUAGAUUAUUAUAUUUAUUUACUUUACUUGUAACUUGACUUGUCUACCUUUUGAUUUUAAGAGUCAAUGUCCGGUUCCUGUCUGCAUUGCAUUCUGCUUCGCAUUCUUUUCUUCUUCUUCUUCUUCUUCUUCUUCUUCUUCUUCUUCUUCUUCUUCUUCUUCUUCUUCUUCUUCUUCUUCUUCUUCUUCUUCUUCUUCUCAUUAUUCAGACUGAUUCUGUGAUCUCUGCCUCGUGUCCUCAUAUGCAACCUCACCACAUCAUACAAAUCCUGAGUUUGUCUCUACAGACAUCCGUCUUUUCUCCCACUUUUUUGCCUAUUAAAUGCCUCUUUGACAAGUUUCUGUCAAGCCACAUUAUCCUACUUUGUCUCAGGUCCUACUGUAAGUAUCCACAUUUUUUCCCAAGAUGAGUUGUUUGCGUGAGAUUGCAAGAUCAAGUUAUGGAAACUGCUGUGCUCAUGUUCAUUAAACCCAGGAGAAGUCUUGGA
Messenger RNA from Betta splendens (Siamese fighting fish), 4158 nucleotides. It is a transcript of the gene odad2, whose product is annotated as outer dynein arm docking complex subunit 2. Lineage: Eukaryota; Metazoa; Chordata; Actinopteri; Anabantiformes; Osphronemidae. Bases 185 to 3379 code for a protein of 1064 amino acids. The transcript is spliced from 21 exons. Gene Ontology annotation, molecular function: protein binding. The record is from RefSeq and is a predicted model, not a curated record.